AUGAGCUCAAAAUGGGUCACUUGCCUCCGUUCCCCUGUGCUCUCCAUGCUGCUGCUGGUUCUUCUAGUCGCAUCGGCCGGAGCUCAGCAAACACCAACCACAAGGACAGAUCCAAUUGAAGCGAGCGCGUUGAAGGCGGUCUUCGUCAAGCUCCGGCAGACGGCGUCGCCCGCAUGGAACAUCAGUGGCGACCCUUGCACCGGCGCUGCCACGAACGGCACUGACAUGGACAGCAUCCCAAACUUGAGCCCGGGCAUCAGGUGCGACUGCACGGACCAGAACAACACUGUCUGCCACGUCACCAGCUUGAAAAUGUACGCAUUAGAUGUUGUUGGUCAUAUACCAGAAGAGUUGAGGAACCUGACGCACUUGACGUAUUUGAAUUUACAACAAAAUUACUUAACAGGGCCGAUACCAUCGUUCCUAGGCGAAUUGACUUCUUUGCGGUACAUGUCUCUUUGUGGCAAUGCAUUAUCUGGACCUGUUCCAAAGGAGCUUGGGAACCUUGUGAAUCUCACAUCCCUGUGUUUAGCCACGAACAGCUUAAAUGGCUCCCUUCCUUCUGAAUUAGGGAACCUGGUUAAACUUGAGGAACUGUAUAUUGAUAGUGCUGGCUUAAGUGGUCCUAUACCAUCAUCAUAUUCUAAGCUUACAAGAAUGAGGAAAAUGCAAAUUGGUGAAAUAGUAAAUGGAAGUUCUUCGCUAGCAUUCAUCAAUGACAUGACAUCUUUGAGCACCUUAAUUUUGAGGAAUUGCAAGAUAUCUGAUAGCCUGACAUCAGUAAACUUUUCACAGCUUACAAAAUUAAACAUACUGGAUUUGAGCUUCAACAACAUCACAGGGGAAGUACCACAAGCACUGCUGAAUCUAAAUUCGCUCAACUCCUUAUUUCUUGGGAAUAACAGCCUUUCGGGGAGCCUUCCAAGCUCUAUAGGAUCUUCUGUUACAAACAUAGACUUUUCUUACAAUCAGCUCUCAGGAAGCUUUCCUUCUUGGGCUAGUCAGAAGUUGCAAGUGAAUUUGGUGGCAAACAAUUUCAUAACCAACAAAUCUAAUAAUAGUACCGCCUUGUCUUUUGGGAUGGAGUGCCUUCAGAGAAACACAACUUGCUUUCUUGGCUCUCCACAACUUUCCUCCUUUGCUGUGGAUUGUGGGAGUAGAAGAUCUAUAUUGGGCUCAGAUAACUCCAUGUAUCAGCCUGAUGAUGCUAGUCUUGGAGCAGCAUCCUAUUAUGUUACAGGAGCACAAACAUGGGGUGUUAGUAAUGUUGGGACAUUUGUGAAUGGAUUAUCAAAUAGUGGGUACAUAAUCAACAACAACGUAUAUCCAUUCCAUAAUACUCAAGAUUCAGAACUGUUCCAAACAGCAAGGAUGUCCCCAUCGUCUUUAAGAUACUAUGGUAUUGGACUUGAGAAUGGAAACUAUACAAUCACACUUCAAUUUGCAGAAUUUGACUUUGAAGACUCACCAACUUGGAAGAGUUUAGGUAGAAGGGGUGAGAGGAAGGAGCAGAACUUUGACAUAAGGAAGGCAGCAGGCGGGAAAUCUUACACUGUUGUUAAGAAGCAGUAUAUAGUUCUUAUCACUAGAAACUUCCUUGAGAUUCAUCUCUUUUGGGCUGGCAAGGGCACUUGUUGCAUCCCUAAUCAAUUCUACUAUGGGCCAGCAAUAUCAGCUUUGAGUGCAACUACACCGAAGAAGGGUAGUGAAAUAGUUCUAAUUGUCGGAAUUGUGGUUGGUGCAACAGUUUUAGCAUCGGUAUUUGCUGGACUCUAUGUGUGGUGGCACAAAAGAAAAAAAAGUACCAUCAGAGCAGCAAAGCUCCACAACAUUGUUGGAAGACCUAAUGUAUUCAAUUACAGCUAUUGUGAACUAAGGACCGCUGUUGAAAAUUUUAGUUCUUGUAACCUUCUUGGUGAAGGAGGAUACGGGACAGUUUAUAAGGGUCAGUUUACUGAUGGCAGCAUGGUGGCAGUGAAACAACUAUCUGAAACAUCUCGCCAAGGGAAGAGGCAAUUUAUAGCUGAAGUAGAAACUAUUUCCCAAGUGCAACACCGUAAUCUUGUGAAGUUGUAUGGUUGCUGUCUUGAGGGCAAUAAACCACUAUUGGUUUAUCAGUACAUGGAGAAUGGAAGCCUUGAUAAAGCAUUGUUCGGAAGUGGAAGAAUGACACUAGAUUGGUCAACACGCUACAAAAUAUGCUUGGGCAUUGCAAGAGGGCUAGCUUAUCUGCACCAGGAGUCUAGCAUCCGUGUUGUGCAUAGGGACAUAAAGGCAAGCAAUGUCUUACUUGACACCAAUCUCAACCCUAAGAUCUCGGAUUUCGGGCUCGCCAAACUUUAUGAUGACAAAAAAACACAUGUUAGCACAAAAGUUGCCGGUACAUUUGGCUAUCUUGCCCCUGAGUACGCCAUGAGGGGCCAUAUGACUGAGAAAGUUGAUGUCUUUGCUUUUGGCGUGGUAAUGUUGGAGAUUAUAUCUGGAAGGCCAAACCAUGAUGACAGGCUUGAUGAAGACAUGGCUUAUCUUUUAGAAUGGGUUUGGCAACAUUACGAGGAAGAUCAUCCCUUGGACGUUGUGGACGCCAGGCUCGCGGAAUUCAACAGCGACGAGGUGCUCCGCGCCAUCCGCGUUGGCCUCCUCUGCAUUCAGAGCUCGCCCCGCCAGCGGCCGUCCAUGUCGAGGGUGGUGUCGAUGCUCACGGGAGACAGAGAGGUGGCGGAGGCAGUGACGAAACCCAGCUACAUCACCGAGUGGCAGAUGAACGCCAGAGGGCAAUCGAGCUCGGGCCCCGGGGUGGAGACCAUGUCAUCGGUCAUCCACGCCGACGAGGUCGUUCCUGAGCUCUGUCAUCGAUGA
Miscanthus lutarioriparius is the source of this 2859-nucleotide messenger RNA. Lineage: Eukaryota; Viridiplantae; Streptophyta; Magnoliopsida; Poales; Poaceae. The record is from the annotation of a GenBank genome assembly.